Molecule: messenger RNA, 3044 nt
Organism: Penaeus vannamei (Pacific white shrimp)
Lineage: Eukaryota; Metazoa; Arthropoda; Malacostraca; Decapoda; Penaeidae
Source: RefSeq, a predicted model, not a curated record
UAAGCAUCCCUCUCCCCUUAGUCCAUGAGUGGGCAACCUCCCCCUUCGGAGCAGAAGCGGCAUCAUACCCCAGACGAAGAGGAUGACCGACGGGGCAAGAGGAGGAGCAGGGGCGAGGAAGGGCCGUGGCAGGGCAAGGGCCGGGGAGGAGGGGGCCCUGACGAGAGUGAUGACGACAUGCCCCCACCUAACAUGCCCCGACCCUCGGGACCUGCCUCACUAUUCGACUUCUUUGAUGUCAAGAUGCAUGAGAAAAAAGAAACUGUGAACUUUGUGGAGCCAGUGGCUGAUGUUAGGGGGUCAGCCUACCAGACUGGUCGUGGUGGUCGAGGAGGAGGAAGAGAAGGAAGGGGUGGGAGAGGAAGCAGAGGAAGGAUGCUGUCACGUGGAGGAGCUGUCAAUGGAAGGUCAACACCACCAGACUUAGCAUCAGAGAACUGGCCCGCUCCUGGGGAGGAGAAGAACACCCCCACCAGCAACAGGAGCUACUUCGAGAGCAAAGAGCUGAUGGAGGAGAAGGAGCAGGAGGAUAACCUGGCUCUCCGACAUCAUCAGCUCCAGACGAGCGCUUUGGGGAGAGAUAGUGCACCCAUAGCCUAUCGGAAUGACCAUGGAGGGCAGUAUGGAGGGUACAGAGACUCUGGCAGAAGGGACUACGGGGGAGGGGGAGGGGGCUCCUACAACUCCCAGGACUCGAGAAGAACAGAGCGUGGUGGCAGAGGUGGAGGAGGAGGGAGGGGCACUAGUGGUGGUUACCGAGGCAGGGGUGGAGUCGGUGGUGGAAGUGGAGGUGGAGGAGGAUACAGAGAUUCAAACAGUAACCCCAGAGGUGGAAGAGGGAACAGCAACAGUGGCUAUAGAGGUGGCACUAACAGUUACCGGGAAGAUGGAGGUAAUUCGAACUUUUACAGGAGCGAUGGUGGAGGUGGUGGCGGCAGCAACUAUAGACAGUAUAAUGGAGCCAACGGUGGUUAUCGGGGCGGCAAUAGCAAUUACGGUAAUUAUGGUGACAGUGCUAAUUAUGGAGGUGCUUUUAGGUCUGACAGUGGUAGUAACUACAGAGAUAGUGGUGGUGUUUCCCACAAUGACAGUUCCUACAGCUCAGGCUACAAGGAUAUGCAGGGAAGUCGAAGCAGCUCCAACCAGUACAAUCCCCGGUACGAAUCCUACAGUAACAGGCAAGGGGGCCAGAACAGCUAUGAACCAAAUCUAGGCGGCCGAAAUGGCAUGGGAGGUGGUAGAGGAGGCAGCUACACAUCCGGCAGAGGAGGAGGAGGCAGUGGGGGUGGCAAUAUGCAAGCAUCAAACAGUAGGACGUCAAAGGAAAUGAGGCUCAUUCAGGACUUCCAGAGGAGCAUGACCUUAGCAGGAUGUUACCCACAAGAGAUGAUGAAUUAUGGCAGAUAUGAAGAUGGAGCAGAAUAUGCAGAUUUUUCGGGCACAUUGGAAUUUCACCGUGGUGGUGGCAGCGGGCGAGGCAGUCAGAGGAGAGGAGGAAGGGGAGCCUAUUACUAGCAAGGUCUAAACUUAGAGAAAACAAAGAAAGGACUUAAUACAUUACAAGGAAGAAUUGUGGGUUUUGACAGCAGUAAGGUUUAUAUAUUAUCAUUGUUUAUUUUAAGAUACAGGUAUGAUUUUCUUUGUGUUGACAUUGCUUUUAAGGAAGGUUUUCAAUUAAAAGAACCUGUUGGCUAUUGAGAGAGAACUUGCUUGAGAGCUAAGGAGUGGGACCCCAGUGAAUAGCUGUAUGUCUGGGAUUCUUUUAUUUAUUUUAUUUUACUGCUAUCAUUUUGUUUAUUAAUUUAGGAGUAAUUUACAAAAUAGAUUUUACUUUUAAGAUUGUUUAUUAUUCCUGAAAAGCCUAAUGUAUUUACUGCAGUACAGAGCUAAAUUUAAAUGUUCCCUUAUUUGUGAAAUGUGUUCAGAAUACGGACAGUACAAGAAGUUUAAUCUUCAUGUUUUCAUUAGGGAUAUCAUUGUCAUUGUUAUUAUCCAUAUUAUUAUUGUUAUUAUCAAUUACAGUAAUUAUUCUUGUAUUUAUUAUAUUCUCAAUUUCUUUUGCCAUUAACAAUGUGUUCAUUGUAAUAUGUCAAUUGCUUGAUAGUCAAUAAUCCUGCCAAAAUACUUUUAUACAACUUAUCACUUUUGAGAAUGUUACAUUUUAUCACCAAAUGCUUCUGCUAAGGAAUUAAGAUGGAGGAAAAAUUUGUCACAUUUGGACAUUUGUACAAGGGAGUUUGAGUUUGUCAAUUGUGACAAUUUGUCAAGGUUGGUUGUGGUUUUGACGUGCAUUGUGACUGCUUAAUACGAGUUUGAGAAAAUGGAAUGUAUCAUAAAUAAAGAACAAGCAAUAAAAUGAUAAUUAAAUGGAAAAGGAGGAGGAAGAAGCCAAAAUAGAAUUGAGAUAUUUUCCAACUUUGUAAUGUUUACAAAAUUUGUGGCAUUGUCUUUGUUAAUUACUUGUUUAUGAAGUUAUUCAAUGUUAGAUUGAAUAAAAAUGAAAUUUUGUAGUCAGCAACAGCACACAGACACUGAGCAAUCUUUGUAUAGAUAGACUGAAUAUUUGUAUCAUAAUAAUCAUCAUAUGCUGCUGUUGAAAUAAAACCUUGGAGGUUAAAGUUGAAAUAUUGCUUCUGUUAUUGUUAGAAAAAGAAGUCAUACUAGUCAGAAAUCUUACUAUUUUGAGUUAAAAGUAGAGCAUGAGUGACAUUAAACUCAUUUUUUUUUCCAUUUUCUCAACAUAUUGAAGUUUGAUCAACUUUUUAGGAAAAAUAUAAGAAAAUAAAUACAACAUUUGUGUGAUGAACAUGGUGGCAUUUGAACUGUUCAACCUGCGUUUGCCGGCACUUUUUCUGGGCCUUUUCCCUUGUAACAGUCAUGAUAAAAAUAAAGAAAAAAAAGCUCUCUUUCUGCCAGUUUUGUACAACUUUUCUUACAAGCCAUGCUUAUUGCCUAUAUCCAUAUUUAUUAUUUAUUUUUGUAAUGGCUGUAACAUUGUUUCUUGUACUGCAUCUGUUAUACAUAGUAAAGCCUCAAAACCACUA